Lepisosteus oculatus (spotted gar) is the source of this 3226-nucleotide messenger RNA. NCBI's taxonomy places the organism in Eukaryota, Metazoa, Chordata, Actinopteri, Semionotiformes, Lepisosteidae. The record is from RefSeq and is a predicted model, not a curated record.
CCUCUGUGUCGUCCUCUUCCUCUUGACCUCAGCCCUCCCGUGAGGCGGCAGCGGGGGCGCAGGGACCGGCUGUCCAGGCACAGCGCCGUCGGGCAGGACGAGAACUUCCACCACCUGCCCUACGGCCAGCCCCCUAGCCUGGAGGAGCCCCGCGCCUUCCACCCCCCCAACAUGUCCCCUCGGCUCCUGCACCCCGCCGCCCACCCGCCCCAGCAGAGCGCCGUCAUGGUGGACAUCCACGACCAGAUUCACCAGGGUACCGUGCCCGUGUCGUAUACCGUGACCACAGUGGCGCCUCACGGCAUCCCCCUGUGCACGGGCCAGCACACGCAGCAGGUCCCGGGCUGCUCGGUGGUCUUCAGCGGGCAGCACUAUCCCGUGUGCAGCGUCCCACCCCCGAUGCUGCAGGCAUGCUCUGUUCAGCACCUGCCCGUUCCCUAUGCAUUCCCGUCUCUGAUCUCCAGCGACCCCUUCCUAAUACACCCCCCCCACCUCUCACACCACCCACCCCACCUCCCUCCCCCCGGCCAGUUCGUCCCCUUCCAGACCCAGCAGUCCCGAUCGCCACUACAAAGGAUAGAGAACGAGGUGGAGCUCCUGGGUGACCACCUGUCAGUGGGGGGAGGGUUCAACUACCCUCAUUCUUCACACCCCACCAGCCUGCCCCCUUCCACACCGCUCCAGUUCCUAUCCCACGACCCCCUGCAUCAAGAGCUGUUCGGAGUUCCUUAUCCACAUUUCAUGCCUCGACGCAUCACUGGGCGCAGAUAUCGAUCCCAGCAGCCUUUGCCCCCUCCACCUUAUCACCCCAGCUUCCUGCCAUACUUCCUCUCAAUGCUUCCAGUACAGCCCACAGUGGGACCAGCCAUUAGUCUAGAGCUUGAUGUGGAUGAUGGUGAAGUAGAAAAUUAUGAGGCCUUGCUGAACCUGGCGGAGCGUCUUGGAGAAGCCAAACCCCGAGGCUUGAUGAAAGCCGAUAUUGAACAGCUUCCAUCUUAUCGGUUCAACCCCAACAACCACCAGUCCGAGCAGACCUUGUGUGUUGUCUGUAUGUGUGACUUUGAGUCCAGACAACUACUUCGAGUCCUACCGUGUAACCACGAAUUCCACGCCAAGUGUGUUGACAAAUGGCUGAAGGCGAACCGCACCUGCCCUAUCUGCCGGGCCGACGCCUCCGAGGUUCACCGGGAUUCGGAAUGACCGGAGCAAUGGCACGGCUCCCGUUCGGAUCUCCCCGUUCAAAUGUAUAUACAGACUCUUUUACAUUGCCUCCAUCCCCCUACUCCGUAUUUUCGUUUUUAUUUUAUUUUUCAUUUUCUGGCUUCCAGUUCUCCCUUUUUACACAAGGGUCAGUGAACCUUCCUUUGCACUGUGUGACUUUGAGUUAUAUAUCUUAUAUAUAUAUACUAGUCUUCAGAAUUACAAAUUGCGGGAUUGUUAUACUAACUGUGUGAUUGAAACUCCAAAGAUUAUUUUUGUUUCUUUCCUGUUGCAUCUUUUUUUUUACGUUAAUUUGUUUUUUUUUGGAUUUGUGUGCACUAACAUUCCCUGGUUUUCGUGUGAGCAUUCCGAGUUUUGAGCGUUGCUGUAAAAGAUUACAAUGGAGGUGGUCUUUGAGCAUGUGCUUUUUAUAUAUGGAAAAAAAAAUGUUUAAAAAAAUAAUAAAAAUGUCUAUAUAUUAAGAAGGAACAAAACUGGGAGCUUGAAACAAUACAGCGAUGUAUACUAUGGAAUGAGAAAACUGUGAGUGGAGUGCGUAUGUGUAUAUGCGAGUGAUAUGCGUCUGUGAGUAACUGCCUCACAUUCCUUUGUGUUUCUUUCUGGGCUGGCAGGAUGGUGAGAGACAAGGUGUCUCUGCGUGCGUUAAGAAGUGUGUGUGUGCGCGACCAUGCUUUAUUAAGGAGCAACGCAUAAUCCUGUGAUAUUUAUACAGUACUAGUACAGUACACUGGUCUUUAUCUUGUUUUGUUCCGUUUCUCUCAAAUGUUUUGCACACCGAAUGCUAAUGGCGAAGGCAUGGAAUUAAGAAGUGAAUUUUUAGCCUCAUCGGGAAACUUUCUAUUGCAAAUGCAUGAUGUUUUUAUCUUCGCCGUUAUAUCACAACUUUUGUUGGAGAAAAAAACAAUUGCUCAAGGAAUGUAAAGAGCAUUUUUUCUUUUUUUCCCCCCCUCCAUACAAAGUUUGCUCUCCAGCUGAACGGAUGUCUUAAAACUUCCCUUUGCAACACAGUGCAUUCUGGGAUUGCUCAGACCGUGUUUGGUUUCAAGGGCUCAAACUCUCAAUGACCAGUGCUGAAGAAAUCAGGGUGUUGGGAAGGCACCACUAUCCGCAAUGUGACUUAUUGUAUGUCUGUGAUUUUAUAAACUUCUUUUUUGCUGUUUUGGCUGUCUCUUCUUACCCAUGAGGUUCUUUUGGCACAGGCCUCAGAUCUUUUUUUAGGCUUAGGCGUCCACAUCGCGUGUAAAAUCGGAACCUUGUCCCAGUAAAACACUAGGAGGAAUCAAUAGGUUUGGUUUCUCAAACAUAUAAUUCCAGCCAAUGCAUGCGAAUCACUGAGGGCUGUUAUUGCCCUAUCCCAUAUGCCAAAGCCGGAGUCUUAUCACAAGAUGAUUGUCACGUUUAUAGUGAAUCAGUUUGUUUGCAACCAGCUGCAUUAUGUGAUGAGCAGUGAGGUACUUGAACACAGAUUCUCCAGAAUUCUGUAGCGCCUGCAUUUUCACAUCUCCAUUAAAGAUGAUAUUGUCAAGGACCACUUUUCAAUGACAGAAGGGCUAAAAUAUAUAUACUGUAUAUAGAAAAGUAGCAAAUCAUUUUUCUUUGAAUAACACAACUGAUGUCUUUUGUGCGUCAUUAUUUGACAUUGAAGUGCAGAAUUCUGGAGAGGCUGCACAGAGGUUGGAAAAAUGUUUGGGUAUUGUAAACAAUAUGGAAUAUUUACCCUGGGGUAACCUAGUAAUGUAAUGUGCUAUUAAGGGCUACCCACUGUGAUUUAGUAUGAAGACCUGUACUACUUAUGGCAUAUGGACUAAAGUAGGAACAUUUAAGUACAGUACCUACAAAACCUUUCUUAGAAAUUAGUGUUAAAGAGCUCUGGUCAGAGUUCACUUUUAGAUUGGUGAUGGGAUGGUCUUAUCAGUUUUUUUUGUCUGUAACUGUGUAUGUAAUUAUUUUACCAUCAUGUCGAUUGAAUACAAAUGUUAAUGCAAAUAUAUUUAAUUAUUGCUAA